This is a messenger RNA of Acipenser ruthenus (sterlet), 2945 nucleotides long. Its product is annotated as polyadenylate-binding protein 1. Gene Ontology annotation, molecular function: poly(U) RNA binding; poly(A) binding; mRNA 3'-UTR binding. Gene Ontology annotation, cellular component: cytosol; nucleus; ribonucleoprotein complex. NCBI's taxonomy places the organism in Eukaryota, Metazoa, Chordata, Actinopteri, Acipenseriformes, Acipenseridae. The record is from RefSeq and is a predicted model, not a curated record. The transcript has 15 exons. Bases 610 to 2514 code for a protein of 634 amino acids.
UGAAUCAUUACCUCCCCCUAAACCCCGGCUGUUAGUUCUGUGUGUGUUCCGGAGCCAGCCUCGGCACACAUCCUAUUAUAUAAAAAACUAAAAAAAAACUAAAAAAAAAAUUAAAAACACAAAAAUAACUAAAAAUAUAAAAAUUAAACGGUGAAGCAAGGAAACGUCUACUGAACUGUAAAGCAAGGAAGAAAAAAAUAACGAAAACAAAUAUCGACGUGUUGAAGACGAAAAAGGCCUCGGCUUGAUUUUCGAAUUGCGUUAGACUUUUUAUCUCCUCGUUUCUCUGUCGCGGCUACCUGGCUGCCCAUGUGGGUUUGAGAGAAAUCUUAAAAAUACAUCAGAACCUGGCUUAUUUUUCCAAAUAUUGAAGUAUAUUUGGGCUACCGAUACGCCGUUAAGAUUUUUUCUGUUUUUAUUUUUCACAUUUUUAUUUUAAGGAACCAAGCCGCGCGUUUCUUUUAAGUUAGGUUUAAAUUCUAAGGUUAAAAAAAAAAAAAAAAAAGAUUUGGUAUUUUACAAAGUAAUUUUAAAAUAGUCUUGAAGCUCUUUUUAAGGUAGCGCUUCAUAAUUUACUUCCUUGUUUUAUAACCCAUUGCGUUUACGAAGAUGAAUCCUAGCGCUCCGAGUUACCCGAUGGCCUCCCUGUAUGUCGGCGAUCUCCACCCAGAUGUAACCGAGGCCAUGCUGUACGAGAAAUUCAGUCCCGCUGGGCCCAUCCUGUCGAUUCGGGUAUGCAGGGACAUGAUCACCCGAAGGUCGCUUGGCUAUGCCUACGUCAACUUCCAGCAACCCGCUGAUGCUGAGCGUGCUUUGGACACCAUGAACUUUGAUGUCAUCAAGGGAAAGCCUGUGCGUAUCAUGUGGUCUCAGCGCGACCCUUCCUUGAGGAAGAGUGGAGUGGGCAACAUCUUCAUCAAGAACCUGGACAAAUCCAUAGAUAACAAAGCUCUAUACGACACCUUCUCUGCUUUUGGAAAUAUCCUCUCCUGUAAGGUGGUAUGUGAUGAAAAUGGUUCAAAGGGAUAUGGAUUUGUGCACUUUGAAACCCAGGAAGCUGCAGAAAGAGCCAUUGAAAAGAUGAACGGCAUGCUUCUCAAUGACCGAAAAGUAUUUGUUGGGCGUUUCAAAUCUCGCAAGGAGCGUGAGGCAGAGCUUGGAGCUAGGGCGAAGGAGUUCACAAAUGUGUACAUCAAGAACUUUGGAGAGGACAUGGACGAUGAGAAGCUUAAAGAAAUUUUUGGACCAGCCUUGAGUAUCAGAGUAAUGACUGAUGACAGUGGAAAGUCAAAGGGCUUUGGCUUUGUCAGCUUUGAGAGACAUGAAGAUGCACAAAAAGCCGUGGAUGAGAUGAAUGGGAAAGAGGUCAAUGGAAAACAAAUCUACGUUGGUCGUGCUCAGAAGAAAGUAGAACGCCAGACAGAGCUUAAGCGCAAGUUUGAGCAAAUGAAGCAGGACAGAAUGACCCGUUACCAGGGUGUCAAUCUGUAUGUGAAAAAUCUUGAUGAUGGCAUCGAUGAUGAGCGUCUGCGCAAGGAGUUUACACCAUUUGGCACCAUUACUAGUGCUAAGGUCAUGAUGGAGGGUGGUCGUAGCAAGGGCUUUGGCUUUGUGUGUUUCUCCUCUCCGGAGGAAGCCACCAAGGCUGUGACUGAAAUGAACGGCAGGAUUGUCGCUACCAAGCCUCUCUACGUUGCUCUGGCGCAGCGCAAGGAGGAGCGACAGGCUCAUUUGACCAACCAGUACAUGCAGAGGAUGGCCAGUGUCAGAGCUGUUCCAAAUCCAGUCAUCAACCCUUACCAGCAAGCACCUCCUUCUGGAUACUUCAUGGCAGCCAUUCCACAGGCUCAGAACAGAGCUGCAUACUACCCAACAAGCCAGCUUGCACAGCUGAGACCUAGCCCUCGCUGGACUACACAGGGUGUGAGGCCACAGCAUUUCCAGGGUAUGCCCAAUGCCCUCCGACCUUCAGCCCCAAGAGCACCAACCUUCAGUGCAAUGAGACCAACUUCCUCUCAGGGGGUUCCACGUGUGAUGUCCACUCAGCGAGUUGCAACACAGGUGAUGGGACCACGCCCUACCGCUGCUGCUGCGGCUGCUGCAGCUGCUCCCGGGGUCCGUGGUGUUCCACAGUACAAGUACGCUGCUGGAGUCCGCAAUCCUCAACAGCAUCUCAACACUCAGCCCCAGGUUUCCAUGCAGCAGCCUGCUGUCCAUGUGCAAGGCCAGGAACCUUUGACUGCUUCCAUGCUAGCCUCUGCUCCUCCACAGGAGCAAAAGCAGAUGCUGGGUGAGCGUCUGUUCCCUCUGAUCCAGGCAAUGCAUCCCAGUCUAGCUGGAAAAAUCACUGGAAUGCUUCUGGAGAUUGACAACUCUGAGCUGCUGCACAUGCUGGAGUCUCCAGAGUCUCUGCGAUCCAAGGUUGAUGAAGCUGUAGCUGUACUGCAGGCCCAUCAGGCCAAAGAGUCGGCACAGAAAUCUGUAACCAAUUCAGCUGGUGUUCCAAGUGUCUAAGCAAAGGUAUGGGGGGCCUUAAUGAGAGCAACUUGCUUCACCGAAGAAAAAAAUAAUAAUUAAACAUUGAAAAAUGCUAAAACACUCAAAACAUUGCAAAAAAAAUAAAACCUAUAAAAAAGGAAAGGAAACUUUACAGAAUUGAUGCCGGGUCUGGAGAAGCUAAAGCUAGACCUAGAUAUAUAUUUAAAAAAAAAAUAAAAAAAAUGAAAAAGAAUUAAUAAAAAAUUAUAAAAACCCGGGGUUUGAUAAUUUUCACCACAGUACAUGAAACUGAAAGCAUUCCUUUCUUUUUAUUUUUUAUUCCUUUACUGUGUGAAAUGCUCAGAAUAUCAACACUGUUUUAGUUGGCAGUGGUAUUUGAUAGCUGAGCAUUGGGAAAAAAGUUGGAUUGAAAAAAAAUGCUUGCUUUAAUAAAACAGUUUAAAACA